AUGUUAGCCCGAAAGGGCAAUUUUUCUCUCUCCCUCUUCUUUCGUCUUCUUAAUAAUUUACCAUUCAUCAACUUGUGCAACGACACGCAACACUCAAAUGAAGGAAAAAACGACAAAAAAAUAUUCCUAUGGGUACUUGGCGAAAGAACUUACAUAUUGUCACAUUGUCUCUCUGAAGUUGUUUUCUUCUGUCUGUACAUCUCCGAAUCUUUCUUUCUUUCUAAUUUUCUUUCUUUCUUUUCAGUUCUUUUCUUGUUUGUUUGUUUGUUUGCCUCUUCCUUCCUUCCUUACUUUUUGCUUCUUCCUUCCUUUCUUCUUGCUUCUUCCUUCCUUUCUUUUUGCUUCUUCUUUCCUUCCUUCCUUUUUGCUUCUUCCUUCCUUCCUUCCUUUUUGCUUCUUCCUUCCUUUCUUUCUUUCUUUUUGCUUCUUCCUUCCUUCCUUUCUUUCUUUUUGCUUCUUCCUUCCUUCCUUUCUUUCUUUUUGCUUCUUCCUUCCUUCCUUUCUUUCUUUUUGCUUCUUCCUUCCUUUCUUCCUUUCUUUUUGCUUCUUCCUUCCUUUCUUCCUUUUUGCUUCUUCCUUCCUUUCUUCCUUUCUUUUUGCUUCUUCCUUCCUUUCUUUCUUUCUUUUUGCUUCUUCCUUCCUUUCUUCUUGCUUCUUCCUUCCUUUCUUCUUGCUUCUUCCUUCCUUUCUUCUUGCUUCUUCCUUCCUUUAUUUUUGCUUCUUCCUUCCUUUCUUCUUGCUUCUUCCUUCCUUUAUUUUUGCUUCUUCCUUCCUUUCUUCCUUUCUUUUUGCUUCUUUCUUCCUUUCUUUUUGCUUCUUCCUUCCUUUCUUUUUGCUUCUUCCUUCCUUUCUUUUUGCUUCUUCCUUCCUUUCUUCCUUUCUUUUUGCUUCUUCCUUCCUUUCUUUCUUUCUUUUUGCUUCUUCCUUCCUUUCUUUCUUUCUUUUUGCUUCUUCCUUCCUUUCUUUCUUUUUGCUUCUUCCUUCCCUCCUUUCUUUCUUUGUCUAUUUUUGUCUGCUUGCCAACCGAGACAACUUCUGUCUCUUAGACACUAA
Molecule: messenger RNA, 1053 nt
Organism: Acanthosepion pharaonis
Lineage: Eukaryota; Metazoa; Mollusca; Cephalopoda; Sepiida; Sepiidae
Source: the annotation of a GenBank genome assembly